ACCCUCCCCUCCGCCCGCGGCAUCCGCCGUCCCGCCCGCUCCCGCUCCCUUCGCCCGGCGUUGGACAGCAGCCGCCACCGCCGCCUCCUCGGCCCAGCCCGCCGCCCCUCCGCUGCCCUCCCCGAGAGCCGCGCAGCGCGAAGAUGGCGGCGUACAAAUUGCUCCUGCCGCCGCUCAGCCGCCGCAUCCUCCUUCCCGCCGCGCGGCCGCGGGGCGACGGGGCUAAGAUUUGUGGAUGCUAUUUUUCUACCAGCUGUCAUCGCAACACCAAAUUUUAUACUGAUCCUGUUGAAGCUGUAAAAGAUAUACCCAAUGGAGCAACUAUACUUGUUGGUGGUUUUGGAUUGUGUGGGAUUCCUGAAAACCUCAUUGGGGGUUUACUGAAGACUGGAGUAAAGGGAAUAACAGCAGUCAGUAAUAAUGCAGGCAUUGACAAUUUUGGACUUGGUCUUCUGCUUCAGACUAAGCAGAUAAAACGCAUGGUGUCAUCAUAUGUUGGAGAGAAUGCUGAAUUUGAACGCCAGUAUUUAUCUGGUGAGCUUGAAGUUGAGCUUACACCUCAGGGUACGCUCGCUGAACGUAUUAGAGCAGGAGGAGCAGGAAUCCCAGCAUUUUACACCAGUACUGGCUAUGGGACGCUGGUGCAGGAAGGGGGUGCACCUAUCAAAUACAACACUGAUGGCACCGUUGCCAUUGCCAGCCAGCCAAGAGAGGUGCGAGAGUUUGAUGGCCGUCACUUUAUUCUGGAGAAGUCAAUUACUGGAGAUUUUGCUCUAGUGAAGGCAUGGAAGGCUGAUCGUGCAGGAAACAUCAUUUUCAGGAAAACUGCAAGAAACUUCAACCAACCUAUGUGCAAAGCUGCCAAGACAACUGUGGUAGAGGUGGAAGAAAUUGUUGAUAUAGGAGCAUUUGCCCCAGAAGACAUUCAUGUUCCCAAAAUCUAUGUUGAUCGUCUGAUACAAGGAGAGAAGUUUGAGAAGAGAAUUGAACGCUUAUCAAUCCGAAAGCCUGAAGACUCAAAAGCCAAACAAAAACAAGGAGACAAUGUGAGAGAGAGGAUCAUCAGACGGGCUGCUUUAGAGUUUGAGGAUGGCAUGUAUGCUAAUCUGGGUAUUGGAAUCCCACUGUUGGCCAGUAACUUCAUCAGUCCAGACAUAACUGUUCACUUACAGAGUGAAAAUGGAGUCCUGGGUUUGGGUCCUUAUCCACUUGAAAAUGAAGUAGAUCCAGACCUGAUUAAUGCAGGUAAGGAGACAGUCACUGUUCUUCCAGGUUCUUCCUAUUUCUCUAGUGAUGAAUCAUUUGCAAUGAUAAGAGGAGGCCAUGUUGAUUUGACAAUGCUUGGAGCUAUGCAGGUGUCUAAGUACGGUGACCUGGCCAACUGGAUGAUUCCUGGUAAGAUGGUGAAAGGAAUGGGGGGUGCCAUGGACCUGGUAUCCAGUGCGCAAACCAAAGUGGUUGUCACCAUGGAGCACUCAGCCAAGGGCAAUGUCCAUAAAAUCUUGGAAAAAUGCAAUUUACCACUUACUGGGAAACAAUGUGUAAACCGCAUCAUUACAGAGAAGGCUGUGUUUGAUGUGGACAAGAAGAAGGGAUUGACCCUUGUGGAAAUCUGGGAAGGACUGACAGUGGAUGAUAUCAAGAAAAGCACUGGCUGUGACUUCACAGUUUCGCCAAAACUAAUACCAAUGAGGCAGAUUUAAACGUGAAAUACAGACUGGGCUUAACUUGCCAGAAGGCUUGUUUCCAAAUGGGAUCUUGGUGAAGAGAAAUCGAUGACUGUUUUGCAAUUUUACUUCUUCUUCUUCUUCUUCUUUUUUUUUUUUUUUUUAAGGGCUUUGUAAGUAGUUUCCAGAUAGUAAAACUCAGGCUGUGACUAUCAGCCUAAAUUGUAUUUUACUUUCAUAACAUUACCAAUUUUAAUGGAAGGGUGAAUUUAUUGCCUAAAUUUUGAAUAAUGCUAUACUAAAAUGUUAAUGAACACUGUCAAAAAAAUGCCUUGUAGUAUCUCUGCCAAAUACUACAUUUUUUACACAGAUUCAGAAAACGACCAUGCAAAGCUUAUGAUUGCCUCUGCUUUUUCUGAUGUCGUUAAACUUACAAAUCACUCCAUUGCUCUGGAACUACAGCACUUAGCACGUCCAUUCUUCUGUAAAGGUAUGGGCUUUUUGUCUGGAGUGGUCUGUAGCAAAGGUAUGCAGCGGUAGAGAGACAUCAGGAAUAUGGACUUCCCUUCUCCUAAACCUUUUCACCAGUCUGUGACAAAACUCUUUAUACCAGUGGAAAUAACUGGGUCCUUAGCCCUGAAUGUAUAUGCUGUUUCCACAGUGUGUGUGUGUUGGCAUUAAGAAGCCUACACCUCCCGAAGUCCAACUCUGAUCCCUUCUAUUUAAAUCAUACAAAUUAGAAUGGGGCUAGUAUGAAGGAGGAAGAUGAUAAUUAAAAGGUCUCCAUCCCCACGCAGACAGCUGGCAGCUGCACAGUUGUCCCACAUAAACUGCUCUUACUCUCCAGAUACAAUCCUCCCCAGCCCCAUUCAAAGGCAAAUGAAGAUUGUUUAACAUAGAGAAACAGGGGAGGAGAAUGUUGUGGGCACUUGGAAGAUUUCUUCUGAAGGGAAUACAGCUGGUUAGGAGUAAAAGCCAUAAGUUUGCACCACUUGCCGAUCAAGGCAUCAGCAAAAACUAAAGAGUUUGGAACCCGAACUCGUGAUAACCAGAAUGAAUGCCAUGAGACAAUCAAAAUGAAAAGUCACUCUCUCAUACUGGUUCUGCUAUUUAAUAAAGAUCUUCCUUUCUUUGUUAUUCGUUACAAAAUGACUGUUAUUUUUGCAAAUAGGUGAUAUGACAGCAUUGGAUCUCACAUCCCAAAUCAACAUAAUAUAUCUUUAUUAUACAGAGUAUGAAUUGACUGGAAAUCUGCAUUUCUAAAAUACAGUGUUCUCUCCAAGUAUAAUGAUUUCUGUCAUUCAUAUAAAUAGGAACACUUAAAACACUUCAGUUAAAAUAAUUCCUGACAUAAUAUUUGACAUCAGGACUGGAGCAGAUUAAAUGACUGAAAAACAUGUAAAAUGUAGAUGCACAAAUAAAUAUAUAUAUAUAUAUGCACACACACACCCCCCCACCAUACAUAUGAUAAACAGUGUUGGGAUAUGGUAUAGAAGGGCAUUCUAAUAGUAGAUGGAUGAGGUAUUCACCGUAGUCAGUGUGUGUAGUGGAAUGAAUGUAACACAUUUCUAGGGAACCAGAUAGGAAAAUUCUGCAAUAUUUAGCUGCUGUACUAGCCUUUGUACUGCAUUUUUCCAUGCUAAAAUAAGAAGCGCUUCUCUUGCAUGUGACAGUUAUAAAAUUUGGCUUGAUCCACACGUGGGUUUUACAGCAGUUAAACUGUUUUGAUUGGAGAGAUUAUUUUUUUUAGUUGCACUUACUCUAAACAAUUCUUCAAUAAUUUCUUGUCAAUACAAGAAUAGAUUAUCCUUCUUCCCACAAAGGAAUAAACAAAAUGCCUUUGUAAGCACCUUUAUGCUAGUACAAAAGUACUCCAUAAUCCUAAUUUGUAUGACUUGAACUCAUGGGUGCUAAUGGGUGGUAGGCCAUUGUAUAGCCUGAAUGUGUAGGCAAGACCUGAUGCUGAGCCCAUAGGAAAGAAACGUGUCAUACAGAGACUAGUGCUAAUUUAAUGACUAAACAUAUACAAGUGAUUUGGUUGAUAAGUAAUUUGCACGCAAGACUUGAAACUACAUUGAUCAAAGUGCUCCAGAUUACUUUAACCCUGGAUUAGCACAAGUUAGUUUUUACCUAGCCUUAGUUUUCACCUGGUUUCUUUAUUUAGGUGUAUUCCCUAUGUUACUCACUCAUUCCAACAAGUUAAUUUCUUAAAGUUUCUGUUGCCGUGGAGGCAGACACAAAUUCUGCUCACAGAGAUUUUGCAGAUUAAAAGUCUCUAUAUAACAAAAGGUGACUCUUUUAGCUCAAUGUGAAAUAGUUUUGAUUUUGGAUAGAGCAGCCCAGAGGCUUCUUCCGCAAUCCAUAAAGACACUUCAGUGACAAUUCUGACCCUUGUGGUCCUGUACAGAGCAAAAGGUGCCUAUUUUUGCCUUCAGGGUCAAGGGUGCGUGAAGAGCUGCUCUGAGGGGAUGGGUAUGAUCCCUGAAGGUGUCUUGUUCAUCGUCACUCAAAGCUCUCCUAGAGAGUACCCAGGAUGGAUGCUGGGUUUAGGGGAGGAGUAUAAAAACUAUUAUACAAGGGAAGGGAGUUACUAUUAGCUUAUCCAGAGGAAAAAAAUAUAGAUAGCUGGGGAAGUCUUAAAUAAAUCUAUAAAUGAAAUGUUGAUCUAUUGCUAUUACCUAUGCUACAUUAGUUGUAGGACUGAUUAGUUAAUUACAGCAAACAUUUACUGACAUAUAUAAAGCGCAGGAGAAGUGUCUGAGGGCAGCAUCAGGUGUAUGCUGCUGCUGCCAUAGAACUGUGCUUUGCUGGCAUACGCACAGAAGCCAUAGUUGUCAUUAAUAUAUGGCUAUAAAAAGACUAAUGACCUGGUAAUGUCUGGGAGUUCAGCACCUUGGUUUCUGAAGCAAAGAAUUAGGAGCCAAGAACUCCUGAGUUUCAGCUUUUCUAGCACUCCACUUACUGCCUUGAGAAAUGUCAUCUGUGCUCUCUGCCUUGUCUCCUGUAGGUGGAAAAGGAGAUGUUAUUCUUCCUACCUCACAGGGAUGUUGUGGGGAAUAACCAGCUAAGGUCUGUGCAACAGGUUAUUUUUUCUCUUCAGCUUGGAGAUCGAGAGUGUGGAAGAGUAUUUGAAGACUGUCAUACAUGCUGGAUAUUUGAGUUCUGUGUCUUCUCUUAAUUUGUUUCAGUGUUAAUGCAAGAGAGCAAAAGUCAAUAUGGUGCUGAAAACCGAGAAGAAAGGAGAACAGGCUCUCUCCAUAUACAACAGUGGUGCAAAUAUCUGCAUGGCACAAUUGAUUUUUUUUAUCUUGAGGACAUUAUAUUGUAGUAGAAUAUUGGUAUUGUUAUGAAAACAUCAUGUGUCUGCAGAAGCUAAUUGCAACAAGCUGUGACUCCACUUUUUUAAUUGAUUUGUAAAGUAGGAUUAGAAAUUAAAGCACUCAUAAGUAUUUCCCUCCCAGUGGACCCAAGUCUGGUUCAUAGGUAAGGUAUACUCUGAGCAGUAGUUGCGAUGAUUGGUAUGACAGGGAUGAGAGCUUCUCAUUCCUCUUUGGUGGUUGAUGGUAUGCACAAAUGUUUAUUGGGACAUCACUGAGAUCAUCCCCUGCUUGACAGCAUUUCACAAGACAAGGACAGCUGAUACUCUUUGUCCUGAAGAAGAUGAUGAUUCUACUAUAUUAUCACAUUGGACUUAUUUCACUUUAUAUUUUAUUGGCUUUUGUCAUGAAAAAGCAAAAAAAAGAAAUAUUAUAGAAAAUAUAGUUGUACUGUAAGCUCUGCAAACUAAACAUCAAAGUCCUCUAUGUAUUUGCAAAACAAUCAAUAAAAUAAAGAUUAAAAAUACCA
This is a messenger RNA of Harpia harpyja (harpy eagle), 5513 nucleotides long. RefSeq names its product 3-oxoacid CoA-transferase 1 (gene OXCT1). NCBI's taxonomy places the organism in Eukaryota, Metazoa, Chordata, Aves, Accipitriformes, Accipitridae. Gene Ontology annotation, molecular function: succinyl-CoA:3-oxo-acid CoA-transferase activity. The transcript is spliced from 17 exons. The coding region runs from base 144 to 1703 and encodes 519 amino acids. Gene Ontology annotation, cellular component: mitochondrion. Gene Ontology annotation, biological process: ketone body catabolic process. The record is from RefSeq and is a predicted model, not a curated record.